AACGCCUCGCCCUGUCCAUCCGGGUCACUGCACUCUACGAUCGCUAACUAGCUUAGCUAACGGUGUUGCCGACUUGCCUGCAGUGCCCGACAUAAUUAAAAACAAAAGUGUAUACCGAACCCGGGUGACCGCGUUAAAUGCAUUUUUGUGAUUUGUCUUUUGACUUCACGAAGCUGAAGCAGGCAAACGUAGUAAAGAUGUUUACAUAGAUUUUAGUUAACUUAUUAAGUAAUUUUAUCUAACGUUAGCUAACAUUAGCCAACUUAGCUAAGCUGAACUGCUAAUGAACUAUACUUAUCAUUAGCAUUCAGCAGAUACAGCAAGCUGGCUUAAACACACGCUGAUUAAAUCUAAACUAGGUCCCGCAAGGAUGUCGGACUCGGACAGUGAUGAGGACCAAGAUCGCCCUUUCUCUCUAACUGGCUUCCUCUUUGGAAACAUCAAUGAAGAUGGACAGCUAGAGGAUGACAGUGUUCUGGACAAUGAGUCCAAAAAGCAUUUGGCUGGUUUGGGUAAUCUGGGUCUGGGCUCACUCAUUACAGAGAUCACUGCCAAUUCGGAGGAUGAUCAAGACGAAAACAGAGACUCUGGCAGUGUGGAUGCAGAAGGUUGGGUGAAAAGCACUGAAGAUGCAGUUGAUUAUUCUGACAUCAGUGAGGUUGCUGAGGAUGAGACAAAGAAGUACCGUCAGGCAAUGGGGUCUUUGCAGCCCAGCAGGAAAACAGAUGAUGAGGAUGACUAUGAUGCCGACUGCGAGGAUAUCGAUUCUAAGCUUAUGCCUCCUCCGCCACCACCAAGUCUUCCUACAUCUGCUAAGAAAGAGGAACCCUCCUCUCAGAGCACAAAUGUUGGGGAAGAGGGUGAUGGCAUCAUCCUGCCCUCCAUCAUCGCGCCAUCUUCUACGGCUGAUAAGGUUGACUUCAGCAGCUCCUCAGACUCUGAGUCAGAAACUGACCGUCCCUGCCAGGGCUUGGGGGCUGGAGGCCCCCCAGAUCGGCUCAACCUCCCUCUUGCUGGCAUCAUGCAGAAAGAUGCUGCCAAAGCACUGCCAGGUGUCACAGAGCUCUUCCCAGAGUUUAGGCCUGGAAAGGUGCUUAGGUUCUUACGGCUAUUUGGUCCUGGAAAGAACAUGCCAUCAGUAUGGAGGAGUGCCCGCAGGAAGAAGAAGCGGAAGCACAGAGACCCUCAGCCUGGGACACCUCCUCCAGAAGGAGAGCCCAUAGAGCAAAGCCAGGAGAAGAAGUCUGGAUGGAUUUACGAGUACGCGCCCCCUCCACCCCCAGAGCAGUGUCUCUCUGAUGAUGAGAUAACCAUGAUGGCUCCAGUAGAAUCUAAGUUCUCACAAACAUGUGGUGAUGGGGACAAGGAGACAGAGUCUCGACCUAAAGUAGCAGAAUGGAGAUAUGGCCCAGCCCAGCUCUGGUACGACAUGCUAGGCGUCUCUGAGGAUGGAAGCAACUUCAACUACGGGUUCAAGCUAAAGGAAAAUGAAUCCAGUGAGCCUCAGAAGCAGGACACGCAUAAAGAAAUAACAGAGACUGCACAUGAGUUUCUGAGACGAGACGACGACGAUGAUGAUGAUAAUGAACAUGAAGAUAAGGACAGACAAGCCCUUGAGAAUGAGCUCUUCCUGAUGGUCACACAACUGCAAUGGGAGGACGAUAUUAUCUGGAAUGGGGAGGAAGUAAAACACAAGGGCACCAAGACUCAGCGAGCCAGCCUGGCAGGAUGGUUGCCCUCUAGCAUGACCCGCAAUGCCAAUGCUUAUAACGCACAGCAGGGUCUGACAAGAAGUAAUUCCCUGUUGGUGCCACCUACGCCUCCACCCAUGCCCAAGGCUUCUUCAAUCUCUGGCUCUAAGCGGGAAAAAAACAACCAUGAUAAUCAAGCCUCUCAUGAAGAAGACUCUCCCUGGUUCUCCAUUUUCCCCAUUGACAACGAGGAGUUGGUGUAUGGACGCUGGGAAGAUAACAUUAUCUGGGAUGACCAGGAGAUGGAUCACAUGCUCAUGCCACCUGUUCUCACACUGGAUCCUAAUGAUGAAAAUAUCAUCCUAGAAAUGCCUAAUGAAAAGGAGGAGAUGACUUCCAACUCCCCAUCAAAAGAGAAUAAGAAGGAAACGGCAAUCAAAAAGAGCCGCAUCCUGCUGGGGAAGACUGGGGUGAUAAAAGAUGAGCCACAGCAGAACAUGUCCCAGCCUGAAGUGAAGGACCCCUGGAACCUCUCCAAUGAUGAGUUCUACUAUCCGAAACAGCAGGGCCUGAGGGGGACCUUCGGUGGCAACAUCAUACAGCACUCCAUCCCGGCACUGGAGCUGAGGCAGCCCUUCUUCCCUACUCACAUGGGGCCCAUGAAGCUGCGCCAGUUUCAUCGACCGACUCUGAAGAAGUACUCCUUUGGAGCUUUGGCUCAGCCAGGUCCCCAUCCUGUCCAGCCACUGCUCAAACACAUUAAGAAGAAGGCUAAGAUGCGAGAGCAGGAGCGGCAGGCAUCAGGCGGAGGAGACAUGUUCUUCAUGCGAACCCCACAGGACUUAACAGGCAAAGAUGGAGAUCUGAUCCUGGCAGAGUACAGUGAAGAAUACGCCCCUCUCAUCAUGCAAGUCGGCAUGGCCACUAAGAUCAAAAACUACUACAAAAGGAAACCUGGAAAGGAUCCUGGAGCACCCGACUGUAAAUAUGGCGAGACUGUGUACUGCCACACAUCCCCUUUCCUGGGUUCUCUGCAUCCCGGACAGCUGCUCCAGGCAUUUGAAAACAACCUCUUCCGUGCUCCAAUCUACGUGCACAAGAUGCCCGAGACUGAUUUCUUAGUUCUACGAACGCGACACGGCUACUACAUUAGAGAGCUUGUGGACAUUAUUGUAGUUGGUCAGGAGUGCCCCUUGUAUGAGGUUCCAGGGCCAAACUCCAAACGAGCCAAUACCCACAUCAGAGACUUCUUACAGGUGUUCAUUUACCGCUUGUUCUGGAAGAGCAAGGAUCGGCCCCGGAGAAUCCGCAUGGAGGAUAUAAAGAAAGCUUUUCCGUCACACUCAGAGAGCAGCAUCAGGAAACGACUAAAACUCUGUGCUGACUUCAAACGUACAGGGAUGGACUCUAACUGGUGGGUGUUGAAGCCGGACUUCAGAUUGCCAACAGAGGAGGAGAUCAGGGCCAUGGUGUCUCCAGAGCAGUGCUGCGCUUACUAUAGCAUGUUGGUGGCAGAGCAGAGACUCAAGGAUGCUGGAUAUGGUGAGAAAUCCUUCUUUGCUCCAGACGAGGAGAAUGAGGAGGAUUUUCAAAUGAAGAUUGAUGAUGAGGUGCGGACAGCUCCUUGGAAUACAACAAGAGCCUUCAUUUCUGCUAUGAAGGGGAAAUGCUUGUUGGAGGUUACAGGUGUGGCUGAUCCUACAGGCUGUGGAGAGGGUUUCUCUUACGUCAAAGUGCCCAACAAGCCCACUCAACAGAAGGAUGACAAAGAGCCACAGCCUGCCAAGAAGACAGUGACAGGGACAGACGCUGACCUGAGGAGACUGUCACUGAAGAAUGCUAAGCAGCUGCUGCGCAAGUUUGGUGUUCCAGAGGAAGAGAUCAAGAAGCUCUCACGCUGGGAGGUGAUUGACGUGGUGAGAACCAUGUCCACAGAGCAGGCGCGUUCAGGCGAGGGACCCAUGAGCAAGUUUGCCAGAGGGUCUCGUUUCUCUGUUGCUGAACACCAGGAGCGUUACAAGGAAGAGUGCCAGAGGAUCUUUGACCUACAGAACAAAGUGUUAGAGUCGACAGAGGUGCUCUCCACAGACACAGACAGCAGCUCAGCAGAGGACAGUGACUUUGAGGAGAUGGGGAAGAACAUUGAGAACAUGCUGCAGAACAAGAAGACCAGCUCCCAGCUUUCCCGUGAGAGGGAGGAGCAGGAGAGGAAGGAGCUGCAGAGGAUGCUGAUGGGCGAGGAGAAUGAUCGUGACAACAAGGGACGCAAGGAGCGGCGCAAAGGCUUGUCUAGCUCCUUGUCAACCAGCUCCCAUAAGGACGAUGACACGUCCUCCGUCACCAGCUUAAACUCCUCGGCCACAGGACGACGACUCAAGAUCUAUCGCACCUUCAGGGAUGAGGACGGCAAGGAAUAUGUCCGCUGCGAGACAGUACGCAAGGCUGCAGUCAUUGACGCCUACACCAGGAUCAGAACCACCAAGGAUGAUGAAUUCAUACGAAAGUUUGCCCUCUUUGAUGAGCAGCACAGAGAAGAGAUGAGGAAGGAGCGCCGGCGCAUUCAGGAGCAGCUGAGGAGGCUGAAGAGAAACCAAGAGAAAGACAAGAUCAAGGGACCUCCAGAGAAGAAGGCCAAGAAGGUCAAAGAGAGACCAGACCUCAAGGUAAAACUAAAGUGCGGAGCAUGUGGAGCCAUUGGACAUAUGAGGACCAACAAGUUCUGCCCGCUGUACUAUCAGACCAACGCCCCGCCUUCUAAUCCAGUUGCCAUGACAGAGGAGCAGGAGGAGGAGCUGGAAAAGACCGUCAUCCACAACGACAAUGAGGAACUGAUUAAGGUGGAGGGCACCAAGAUCGUCCUGGGCAAACAGCUCAUUGAGAGUGCUGAUGAGGUGCGCAGAAAGUCUUUAGUGCUCAAGUUCCCCAAGCAACAGCUCCCACCAAAGAAGAAGAGACGCGUAGGCAGUGCUGUGCACUGUGACUACCUCAAUAAACCACACAAGGCCAUCCACCGUAGACGCACUGACCCCAUGGUGACUUUGUCUUCUGUGCUAGAGAGCAUCAUCAAUGACAUGCGGGAUCACCCCAACACAUAUCCAUUCCACACACCAGUCAAUGCUAAGGUCGUGAAGGACUAUUAUAAGAUCAUCACACGGCCCAUGGACCUGCAGACGCUGCGGGAGAAUGUACGUAAGCGAAUGUAUCCAUCAAGGGAGGAGUUCCGUGAAGCAGUGGAAGUUAUCGUCAAAAACAGCGCCACCUACAAUGGGGCAAAACAUCCAAUAACACAGGUAGCACAGUCCAUGCUGGACCUGUGCGAUACUAAACUGAAAGAGAAGGAGGACAGGCUGGUGAGGCUGGAGAAAGCCAUUAACCCCUUGCUGGAUGAUGAUGAUCAGGUGGCCUUCUCCUUCAUCCUGGACAACAUUGUGACCCAGAAAAUGAUGGUGGUUCCCGAUUCAUGGCCAUUUCACCAUCCUGUCAACAAAAAGUUUGUGCCCGAUUAUUAUAAGGUGAUCAUAAACCCCAUGGACCUGGAGAGCAUCCGCAAGAACAUCUCCAAACACAAAUACCAGAACCGAGAUGCGUUCCUUUCAGAUGUCAGUCUCAUCCACGCCAACAGCAUCAAGUACAAUGGCCCAGACAGUCCUUACACUAAGACAGCCCUGGACAUUGUCAAUGUGUGCAAGCAAACCCUGGCAGAGUAUGAUGAGCACUUGACCCAGUUGGAGAAGGACAUCUCUACUGCUAAAGAGGCAGCUCUAGAUGCAGCAGACUUGGAGUGUCUGGACCCAAUGACGCCGGGGCCAUACACACCGCAGCCUGCUGAUCUGUUUGACAGCGGGGCUUCAGGGAGUCUUCCCAGAGAGACCAGCAGCCUUUUCUCUGAGGGACCUCUAGUGGUUGCUCCAGAGAAGCGAGGGGGGCAGGGUCGCCACAGUAGAAGACCCGGGGAGGAAGAGUCAGAUGUGGACAUUGAAGGCUUUGAGGAGGAAGAUGAUGGCAAACCCAAGACUCCUGCUCCUGCAGAGGACGCAGACGGAGAUCUAGAGGACGAAGAUGACGAAGAGGAGAUGUUACUGCCACCUCACAGACGGUUGCAUGACCUGGAGGACGAGGAGGAGGAGGAAGAAGAGGAUGGAAGGUCUAACCGCCCAGCCCAAGCCAGCGUGCUGUACCAGGACCUGCUCAUGUCUGACGGAGAGGAUGAUGCCAGCGAAGAGGAGGGCGACAACCCUUUUUCCUCCAUACACCUGUCAGAGAGUGGUAGUGACUCUGACAGAGAGGUGGAUGUGCGACCUGCACCUCCACGGAGAGCUCAAGAGAUGGCCCGCAUGGGCAUGGAGCGGGAGGAGAGCAUGAUGUCAUAUGAAGGGGACAUGCCUGAUGAGCCUCACAUGGAAGACAGCAAUGUCAGUUACGGCAGCUAUGAGGAGACAGAGAGCCGGAGUCAGAUGCCGCCCAGCAUGGGAAACGGAGAAGACUACGGCAUCAGCGAGGAGGAGGAGGAAGAUGAAGAAGAUGAAGCACGGAGGAGAGGCCCAGCUGUGCUCUCCCAGGUCCAGCUCAGUGAAGACGAGGAGAGCGAAGAGUUCAGAUCUAUAGGGGGAGAUAGCGACAUGGACUCUGACAACUAGUUCAGUUUUAUUUUUUAUACACAGUAUCAAGAAAACAUUGUUUAUAAUCCCAGUUUUUAAAUUGAGAAAAGGAGAUUUCUCAGGAAAAUGCGUUGUACAUUGUUCUUUUUUUGUAAAUGAUGGUUAAUGUUUAUAGCUUCCUCCUGUACCUACAGUAUAGGGCACAGCACCUUGUAAAUUUCAGUUUGCCUUUUAUAUGUUGAGUGAAUAGUGUACCAUGAAGUAUCUUGACAUGAAAGUGUGUGUUCAGUUGUUUUGUACAGUUCUAACUCAUCCAUAUCUUUGCGCUCAUAAAUAGCUCAGCAACUCUGUUGUUUCUGCCCAACUGACUAAUUAAAAAAUAGAAUAAACAUACUGAAGCUCCUUCUGUAAAAAAAACAAAACAAAAAAAACCCAUCAAAUCAUAUAUUACUAACGACAAACAUUGAGCGGCAGUUAGAGACCACUAAUCAUUUUCCUCUUCCUCGGUUGAAAUUUACAUUCAUUACAGGAGCCCAGUCUGUGUUUAGUAUUCUAAUAGACUUAACUCUCCAAUGGCUUUGACCUCAUUGGUUUAUUGAAGUGGUCUUACUCAAAAUUGCUCUUGUCUCAGUGAUCGGGGUGGAUCAGAGGCAUUCAGGCAGUUACACAGUUGCACAUAUUGACAUGUUUAAUAAUCUGUUAAUUAUUUUCUCAUUAGCUAAGCUUAUGUGUAGGAAAGAAUCAGGAAAGCCAGUUACAGUAACCAUCUCUUCCUUUUCAGAACUACUUCUUUCCCUAGUCUGGUUCAUAUGUGUUCUUACAUUGAAAUGAAAAGGCACAUACCACUGCUGUGACAAGCUCUGUUUAUUUACAUAUAAAAGCAAAUUGUAACAGAUUAUUUGUGUGCAGGUGGGGUAACAAACCACAAGGCUCAGGCUUGAACUAAUGAUUAUUUUAAACCAGAAAAUACUGAAAAAUUCCCAUUACAGUUUCUCAGAGCCCAAGGUGAUAUUUUUUCUGUCUGACAAACAGUCCAAACAUAUUUACAAUGAUUUUAUUGGAGAAAAGCUCAUUUGUUGGCAGUCGACUAAUUGUGUCAGCCUUAAUGCUAAUGCAGCCAUCAUUGAUGUUAUUAGUUGCACCUGUGCUUUUCUCGAGAACAAACUGCUUAUUUAUGUUGUGCUGAUUAUGUCAUCACUGUCUUAUAAACUAAUAGUAAACAGUGUUUUCUAAGUGUAAGAUGUCAAAAGAGUUACAGUUUUGUAGAUAUUUCUGUAGUGUUUUACUCGGUUAUAAGCAGUGAUAUCAUUUAUGGAGAAGAUCUUGCCUAGAGUUCAGUCAGACCACCUCAGCUGCAUUUACUGGAUGAAUUCAUAAACAAUACUCAGUAAAACAUGUUAAACAUUAUGAACAGCAGAGGGUACUCCAACAGCAAACUGUACAUCCGGUAUACAGACUAUUAAAUGUCUCUGUUCCAAAAGUA
Molecule: messenger RNA, 7772 nt
Organism: Siniperca chuatsi (mandarin fish)
Lineage: Eukaryota; Metazoa; Chordata; Actinopteri; Centrarchiformes; Sinipercidae
Gene: taf1
Product: TAF1 RNA polymerase II, TATA box binding protein (TBP)-associated factor
Exons: 41
Coding region: 371-6328 (1985 amino acids)
Biological process (GO): DNA-templated transcription initiation; RNA polymerase II preinitiation complex assembly; transcription by RNA polymerase II
Cellular component (GO): transcription factor TFIID complex
Molecular function (GO): histone acetyltransferase activity; RNA polymerase II general transcription initiation factor binding; DNA binding
Source: RefSeq, a predicted model, not a curated record